GCCUUUUAGAGUUCGCAUUGGUCUGAGGACUCCUGCGUCAGGAAUGUGGGGCGGAAGUUGCUGGGAGGGGAAUGGCGGUGUUUAAUUUGGGCCUGGGUACAUGGAGUUGGUGUCAAUGGAGGAUCAGGACUCCAGGGUCCCAGCCCUGGAACCAUUCAGGGUGGAGCAGGCACCACCUGUAAUCUACUAUGUCCCUGACUUCAUCUCCAAGGAAGAGGAGGAGUAUUUGCUUCGACAGGUCUUCAAUGCCCCAAAGCCAAAGUGGACCCAGCUCUCUGGGAGGAAGUUACAGAACUGGGGUGGGCUCCCCCACCCCCGGGGGAUGGUUCCUGAGCGGCUGCCCCCGUGGCUCCAGCGCUGUGUGGACAAAGUAUCUGACCUCAGCCUUUUUGGGAAUCUCCCAGCCAACCACGUCCUUGUGAACCAUUAUCUACCCGGGGAGGGUAUCAUGCCCCACGAGGAUGGGCCACUGUACUACCCGACUGUCAGCACCAUCAGCCUGGGCUCCCACACCAUGUUGGACCUCUACGAGCCGCGGCAGCCAAAGGAUGAUGACCCUACAGAGCAGCCUUUGCCCCUGGGGAUUCUGUUCCUCGCUGAUCUUCAACUCGCCCUGCAGCCCCGUACCCCGCCCGGGCCGGCCACCUCGCUGCUGCUCGAGCCGCGCAGCUUGCUGGUGCUCCGUGGCAGCGCCUACACGCGCCUCCUCCACGGCAUCGCAGCUGCCCGCGUAGACGCGCUCGACGCCGCCUCCCUGCCGCCCAACGCCGCCGCCUGCCCCUUGGCGCGGCCCGGAGCCCGCCUGGUCCGCGGCACCCGCGUCUCGCUGACCAUCCGCCGCGUGCCCCGCGUGCUGCGCGCCGGCCUCCUGCUCAGCAAGUGACCUGGGGCAGAGGCAGCGCCCCAGCAUUGUUUUCCCAGUAACUUUGUGGGAACUACAGGACGAAGCCUCAUUUAAAAUAAACCAACACAAAUCUUU
Messenger RNA from Manis javanica (Malayan pangolin), 979 nucleotides. It is a transcript of the gene ALKBH6, whose product is annotated as alkB homolog 6. The record is from RefSeq and is a predicted model, not a curated record. Gene Ontology annotation, cellular component: nucleus. Lineage: Eukaryota; Metazoa; Chordata; Mammalia; Pholidota; Manidae.